AGCGAAGGGACGGCGCCUGUCCUGUGGACGGUGCUGCAGGAGUGGCGGACUCGCGUUGUGAAAGGCAGCUUUAACCCUUUGUAUGGAGACCAGUUCAGCUGUAUUCUGCAAGAUGAUAAAGAGCUUCAUCACAUCAAUCUGCGGAUGGAGGUGAGGGACUUUGAUAAAUUCUCGCGGCACACAGUGUUAGGAGAGGUGAGGGUUCCUCUAGGGCAGCUCAACAUCUCCUACCCUCUGGAGCUACAAGAAGAUCUGAGGAUGCCCCAGAAGGUACAGUAAGACAUCAUGCUUAUUGCCUCACAUGCUGCCUCACAUGCUCCUGUCCAGCCAAAAAUCUCACAUACCCCCUGCAGUACUCCAGAGUACCACUAGGGGUGCCCCUGCCCCCAUUUAAGAACCACUGGUGUCAAGUAUGUUUAC
Molecule: messenger RNA, 420 nt
Organism: Plectropomus leopardus (leopard coralgrouper)
Lineage: Eukaryota; Metazoa; Chordata; Actinopteri; Perciformes; Serranidae
Source: RefSeq, a predicted model, not a curated record